Messenger RNA from Ceratina calcarata, 2030 nucleotides. RefSeq names its product protein RFT1 homolog. Gene Ontology annotation, cellular component: endoplasmic reticulum membrane. Bases 191 to 1849 code for a protein of 552 amino acids. The record is from RefSeq and is a predicted model, not a curated record. The transcript is spliced from 9 exons. NCBI's taxonomy places the organism in Eukaryota, Metazoa, Arthropoda, Insecta, Hymenoptera, Apidae. Gene Ontology annotation, biological process: glycolipid translocation; dolichol-linked oligosaccharide biosynthetic process.
AUAGAAGCAGAUAGGAGUUUUGAUGUUUUGAUCGCGCGUUGCUGUGACAGUGACAGUCUGUUAGGGGGACCUAACCUUAUCUCACUUGUUGAGGUAUUGUUAAAACUGUUCACAUAACCUAGAAUUUUAUUGACACCCCUUUGGGCGGGAAUCUCGAAAUAUUUAUAUUUCUACUUGAUCGUCCAAGAAAAUGUCCCAAAGUAUUUUGAAGAGCAGCUUGGAGAAUGCUUCCUUCAAUAUUAUAUUUCAGAUAUUAUGCAGAGGAGUUACUUUCGUUUUAAAUGCUUUCGUUGUUCGACAUGUGGGUCAAGCAGUUUUAGGAGUGAUAAAUGUGAGGCUACUAUUACUAGAGUCAAUGAUCCUGUUUUUAUCUCGAGAACCAUUUAUGAAAGCAUGUUUAACUAACACAGCAGAACAUAAUUGGGCACAAGUUGUAAAUUUAUUGUGGAUGACGGUUCCUAUAUGUUUUAUAAUGUCCUUAACGUUUGGAUAUAUUUGGCUUUUUGUUUUAUCAGCGUCCGAAGCUUUACCAUCGUAUUACACGUUUGCAGUUUGGGCAGUUGCCUUGUCCUGUAUUAUUGAAUUAUCGUCUUUGAUUGUUCAACUGGUUGCCAGUGCAUUUUUAUUUGUUAGGUUGAAAAUUAUACUUGAUACUAUCAUGAUCGCAAUUCGUACUAUAACAUUUGUUCCACUGGUGCUUCAUAAUCCAGAAAACGCAUUAUUAGCAUUUGGUGUGGCUCAACUAGUUGCUGCAAUAUUUUACACUACAAGUCACUAUUUAUACUUUUAUCGUUAUAUUGAAAAACUAAACAAAUGUAAGUUAAAGAGAAGAAUGUCAUUAAAAGACAAUAGCGAGGAAUAUGUGGUGAGAGAAUUCCCAUUUAAAACAGUAAAGGAUUUUCUACCUGGACAAUUGGUGAAUAAAGAAUCAUAUCUAGAUAAAAAAUUAACUAUCCUUACAUGGAGUUUCUUUAGACAAGGAAUUUUGAAGCAAGUUUUAACUGAAGGAGAAAGAUUAAUUAUGACGGUAAUGCCAGUAUUGACAUUCACUGAACAGGGAACAUACGAAAUCGUAAAUAAUUUAGGUUCUUUAGCGGCAAGAUUUAUUUUCCGUCCAAUAGAGGAAAGUGGAUACUUCUAUUUCACCCAAAUGGUGAAACGGGAUAAACCGAUAAACGACCAAAAUCCUGUCAAAAUUCAAGAGAGCGUGAACGUUCUCGCACAUUUGUGUUCAGCUGUUACAUCGAUCGGUUUAGUUGUUUUAGUAUUCGGACAAUCAUAUUCUAGCACUCUAUUAUGGUUGUACGGUGGCGUUAAAUUAACUUCGCAUCUACCCGUACUUCUAAUGCGAGCGCAUUGCUUGGCAAUCCUACUUUUGGGUAUAAAUGGGGUAACCGAAUGUUACACGAAUGCAACAGCUGAUAGUGCAACGAUAAACAAGAGCAACUUGAUCAUGAUUUACGAGUCGAUAGCUUUCCUCUGUGCAUCAUACUUGUUCGCUAUCUGGUUUGGACCUGUUGGUUUCAUAUUUGGAAACUGUGUAAACAUGAGCUUGAGAAUCCUACAUUCAACUAUUUUUAUCAAUAAACGAUACAAAGAUACGAUGUACCGUCCAUUAAGAGGACUAGUGCCAAAGCCUAUGUUUUCUGCCUCUCUUCUAAUAACAGCGUUGGUCACCAACAUAUCUCAUGCCUACUUUUUCCCAGACGAAAAAGUAUUACAUUUAAUUAUUGGGAUGAUAAUGUUCUCGAUAGUAUUUGUAUCAUGGAUAUACGAGCAUCAUGACUUAAUUAGACUUGGUACAAAUAAGUGGUACGAGAGAAGAAAUAGACAUAGAAAAAGUGACUGACCUUAAAUAUAUUUUUAAUAAUGAUUUAUUAAUAUUUACAUAUAAAUUAUCUACAAAGGUGCCGCAAUGCAAAUCUUCUGUGAAUCUUAUAAAAUUUAAUAGUUACAGAUGUAUUUUCUACACUGUUACAAUCAAACUCAAGUACAAGUUGUUCUAUUUAAAAUGAAAAUGCAUUAAAUUA